This is a messenger RNA of Prionailurus viverrinus (fishing cat), 1866 nucleotides long. It is a transcript of the gene CSTPP1, whose product is annotated as centriolar satellite-associated tubulin polyglutamylase complex regulator 1. The transcript is spliced from 9 exons. Lineage: Eukaryota; Metazoa; Chordata; Mammalia; Carnivora; Felidae. The record is from RefSeq and is a predicted model, not a curated record. The coding region runs from base 291 to 1286 and encodes 331 amino acids.
AAUUUUUCGAUACCGGGAAAUGUGACAGAUUCAAGGGAAUCUCCACCUCAAAUUCCUCUAAAACCAGCUCCUCAAGAAUGGGAGUCCUAAGAAAACUCGACCGCCGUGAAGCGACUGCUCCCGGAACCGGUGUGGCCAGCUUGGGGUUGCGAUACGGAGACUGUUGGCGAGACACCCUUUCCACCUCCCGCCUCCUCCCGCCGCGUGGUUGCCAUGGCAACGGAGAGAGCCGGCGACCUGGGUUCCGGAAGCCGGAGAGCUAGAGCUUUGGAAGCUACCGUGGUCAAAGGAUGCUGAGUCCAGAGCGCCUAGCCCUACCGGACUACGAGUAUCUGGCCCAGCGACAUGUCCUCACGUACAUGGAAGAUGCAGUGUGCCAACUGCUAGAGAACAAGGAAGAUAUUAGCCAGUACGGCAUUGCCAGGUUCUUCACUGAAUAUUUUAACAGUGUGUGUCAGGGAACUCACAUUCUCUUUCGGGAAUUCAGCUUCAUCCAAGCAACCCCUCACAACAGGGCAUCUUUCUUACGGGCCUUCUGGAGAUGCUUCCGAACUGUGGGCAAAAAUGGCGAUUUGCUGACCAUGAGAGAAUAUCACUGUUUGCUGCAACUGCUGUGCCCGGAUUUCCCCCUGGAGCUCACUCAGAAAGCAGCCAGGAUUGUGCUCAUGGAUGACGCCAUGGACUGCUUGAUGUCUUUUUCAGAUUUCCUUUUUGCCUUCCAGAUCCAGUUUUACUACUCAGAAUUCCUGGAGAGCGUGGCUGCCAUCUAUCAGGACCUGCUGGCAGGCAAGAACCCCAACACAGUGAUUGUGCCAACAUCAUCCAGUGGGCAACACCGCCAGCGACCUACCUUGGGCGAGGCUAGUAUGUUGGAGGGAGUGGAGGCAUCACUGUUCUACCAGUGCCUGGAGAACUUGUGUGACCGGCACAAGUACAGCUGUCCACCCCCAGCACUUGUCAAAGAGGUACUAAGCAAUGUUCAGAGACUGACCUUCUAUGGAUUCCUUGUGGCUCUUUCAAAGCAUCAUGGAAUCAACCAAGCCCUGGGAGCUUUGCCUGACAAAGGAGACCUAAUGCACGACCCAGCCAUGGAUGAGGAGCUGGAACGACUGCUUGUCCAGAUCCCAGGCCUGGUCAACUCGGCCACUGCCAAUCCGGAGGCCAGCUGCCUGCCUUCCCGAACCCCUCCCCGGGUUGGCUCCCCCUGGAGACCCCUCCAUCAUGCCCGCAAGAUGGAUGCAGAGAGCGAUGGCUCCACUGAAGAGACGGACGAGUCCGAGACUUGAGUCUGAAGGGUCCUGUCCACAACGCCUGUAUCCAGCUCCCACCUACCUAGCCCUUGGGACUCCCAGCCAUCCUCCUCUCCCACUCCUGUGCCAUGCUGCCCUCUGCUGGUGAAAAGCUUGAAUAACAACAGCCCAAGCCCAAAGACCAGCCAGAGGGGUUCUGGUAUCAGCCAAGCCAAGCAGUGACCCUGAAAAGUAACAGCCUACUCUCCUUGGCUCUGUCAGCCUCUGUGCUUUAGGCAGGCCCCAAGCUGACAGCAGACUGAGCUGAAGCCACCAGGAGGUGACUUGGCUUUAGUCUUUUGCUGACAGUCCCUGCAUAAAGGUGGUCUCCUCACAGCAACUCCAGGAAGGGGAGAGACCAUGAAUAACCAUGCAGGGCCUUGCAUGGUCAAGGGCAACACCAGUGAUGCAAGUAUGGGGUGGACAUAAACAUGGUAGCCUUCUGCUGGAGGAAGAGCCACUACCAUGAUAGGAUGAAGGGUAGGCAAGAAGACAAUUCCACUUUCAAAAACUGCUUCAAGUCUCCUCUGUGUCUAAUAGUUAAGUAUGUUAAAUGAAUAAAGUCCCUUGUAUCCAG